GGCCUUUUAUAUCUUUGUUCUGAGGGAUCGACAGGGGUUGAAGAUGGAAGAGAGGCAAAGGCGAAAUUCAACUGACCAAACAAGUCAAGGUCAAGGUCGAAUGACUAAAGGUCAAGGACACGUAGCCACCAUGGACCAACGAGUUCACUUACCAAGGGUCAAGAGGAAGACCGUAUUCGUAUUCAUCGUUAUCUUAGGUACUUUAACCUUUAUGAUUAGUGGAGGAGUAUUCGAACUCUUGCCGGUUUUUCGAUCGCAGAGACGGCACUCUGACCCCGCAAGUUUCACCAAGGUCACUUCAUGGAUCGGAUCAAAUAUCAAUUAUUCAAAGGAUGAUCGAGAGAAGGCUGUUCAAGCCAAAAACACGUAUGAGGGCGCUGUAAAUAGUGACAUGGCGUCCUCAUAUACUGUGACACCUCCAAGAAUCGUCCUUGAUGAUAAAUUUAAGAAGGGGCCUCAUGUCGUGGAAAUUUCUAAACCUCCAGCGAUAGAUCCAGAACACGUGAUUGCAGGAUUUCAACGAACAUUCCCAACAGUGAAAGCGGUGAAUUGUAAAGUUUUGGAGACUAAUGGUUCCGCCAGAAUGAAUGAGUGGAUCAAAGCGAACUCGUACAUGGCAAGUCACCCCAAAAAUGUGGAAUCUCCCAAACAUUUUUUGAAGGACACGUUAGACUGCGUGACAUUCAAAGAGAAUCGAGGUUACGUGACGUCAAGUGUGACGGAGGAGGAAAAAAACUUUCCCAUCGCGUUUAGUUUACUAUUAUACAAAGACAUAUCGCAAGCAGAACGCUUGCUCCGCGCCAUCUAUCGGCCGCAGAAUUACUAUUGCAUUCAUUUGGAUUCAAAAUCGGACAAGGCGCAUUUGGACGCUAUCUCUGCCAUCGCCAGUUGUUUUGAUAAUGUAUUCAUGACGCAGCGGAUGAUACCCGUCCAAUGGGGGUGGUUCAGUGUGGUGGAACCAGAGCUGAUUUGUAUGGAAGAACUGAUGAAAUAUAAGAAAUGGAAAUACUUCAUUAAUUUGACUGGACAGGAGUUCCCGUUAAAGACGAACUGGGAGUUAGUCAAGAUACUUAAAACUUACAACGGUGCUAAUGGUAUAGGGGGAACAGUAAAAGGGCGACAGGCCAAAAGAACCCUAGUCGUCCAUCAUGGCAUACGGUCAACGACGACGAAGAAGGAACCAUUCGAGAUGAAUGUAACGUUGACCAAGGGUCCUGUUCACAUUGCUGCCUCGAGGGGAUUCGUCGAGUUCGUCUUACAUGACGAUAGGGCGGUCAAGUUCCGCGCGUGGAUACAAGACACCGGAGUCCCAGACGAGACGUUCUUUUCAUCUCUGAACCACAAUCCCAAGUGGGAUGUGCCAGGAUCGUAUAAAGGUGAACCCGAGAUGGACCCCGUCACGUACCCAUACCUCACUCGCUUCAAGAACUGGAAGAAGGGAAUGUUUCACUGGCCAUGCGCCGGAAAGAGAGUGCGUGCAAUAUGCAUAUUUGGCGUCGGGGAUUUAAAUCUUCUGACGUCACGGCCGGAACUAUUUGCCAAUAAAUUUGACUACAAUUUUGAGCCUUUAGGGUACGAUUGUUUGGAGGAGUGGCAUUUCAGGAAGAUUAUCUUGGAAUACACGGCUAAAAAGCCUUUCGAUGCUAGUUUUUAUGCUAACUUGUCAUUCAUAAAAAAUAAAGUUUGA
This is a messenger RNA of Lineus longissimus, 1687 nucleotides long. RefSeq names its product beta-1,3-galactosyl-O-glycosyl-glycoprotein beta-1,6-N-acetylglucosaminyltransferase-like. The record is from RefSeq and is a predicted model, not a curated record. Gene Ontology annotation, molecular function: acetylglucosaminyltransferase activity. NCBI's taxonomy places the organism in Eukaryota, Metazoa, Nemertea, Pilidiophora, Heteronemertea, Lineidae. Gene Ontology annotation, cellular component: membrane. The transcript has 4 exons. The coding region runs from base 44 to 1687 and encodes 547 amino acids.